AUGUCAGUGUGCGUGGAUGUACCUGGAUAUGGGUCACUUCGUGUUGGCGCGCGCACUGCCGGCGAUGUUAUGUCAUUUUUGCGCGCCCGCUGGCCACGCUGUCCCUGGCAUGGCAACAAGCUGCUCUCGUGUGGACCUCGCCAAUUUCACCAUGAUGGGAUUGUCGCAGGCGAUAGUCUGGUUUUGGCAAAGUACUCGGCGAUCAACACUGAGGACGGGUUCCGCAUUGGAGACGUGGCAGAGAGGGGCAUUACAUUGGCCCACUUUGCAUUGGCCCACUUGCAGACAUUGGUCCAGCUCAUUGGGCGCGUGGCGAGCAGUUCGUGCGAGCCAUUUGCACAACGGCAGCGCUUGGAGGUGAAGCGUUUCAACUUCUAUCCUGCGAAUUAUUGGAUCAUCAAGCCAGCCACGGCGGGCUACACUGGAACAGCCUGCAGCUUGGUGGAGGUCAUGGCAGACAAACUUCAGCUGCCUCAGUGGUUUGUGUCGCAUGCUUGGAUCGAACCUCUGUGCGAGUUCUUGGCGUGUUUGGAAGCAUGCUUUGGUGCGGGAGCUACCUGACAGCAUUUCAGAUGCAACUCCAUUCGAGCGAAUCUGGUGCUGCUGCGAGGAGUCCAUUGCUGGGCCCUGGGCCCGAAACUGAAACAGGCUCGAACCUGCUGUGGCCGCAUGUGAUUUCAAUGGCUGCAGCUUGGGUCAAGAUGGCACCUGCAAACAGCAAAUACGGUCAGUCCUGGACGCAGUCAAACCUCUUGACAAAUCCCGUGACUUCUACAUGAGGCACUGUUUCAUCUGGAUUCUUGCCUGAACACCACUUUGCGUUCUGACAGGUUCCUUUUGGG
Effrenium voratum is the source of this 842-nucleotide messenger RNA. NCBI's taxonomy places the organism in Eukaryota, Dinophyceae, Suessiales, Symbiodiniaceae. The record is from the annotation of a GenBank genome assembly.